UGCAAGGGUCCGCCAUUGUCACCUCCUUUCCCUCAGUCUCUCAGGGAGAGGAAGAGUCAAAAGGAGAUUGGGAAAGCAGGAUUUAGGAUUUUUGGCAGGAUCCUGAGAUUGCCUUGCCUGGUUUAAUCUAACCAAAUACAUCACCUGGUGUUUAUCUGAUUAAUUGCCAUUUGCCCAUCUGACCAGCUGUAUAGUUUUAGAUUACAGAAGCUAGUCAAAUAGUCUGAUCAGUGGCAAAUGGCAUUUAAGGAAAAAACCCUUAUCGCCCAAAGGGUGAUGAAAAUCUGGAGCUCACUACCUGAAAGAUUGGAAGAGGCACCAUGGGGAGAAUCCUAGAGUUGCUGGUUGUUCUCAUUGGGUCUGGGGCUCUCUCUGCCUGUCCGGAGAAAUGUUUUUGCCAUUUAAAACUUGUCGAUUGUCGAGACACUGCCCUGCAGAGCAUCCCAGUGGACAUCAAUCCCAGCACACAGACAUUAUUCCUGGAUGGUAACUCUCUGACUGGAAUCCCUCUCAAUUCCUUCAGCAACUUGGGACAGCUGAACUAUCUCGGUUUAUCUGAUAACCGUCUCAUCCUUCAGAAUGACAUCUUUGAUCCUCUUCCAAGACUGCAGGCUCUGGAUCUCUCUGCAAACCACCUAUCAGAACUCCCAGCGGAUCUAUUUGAAAACCUCUCCAAUCUCACUUGGUUAAAUCUAGCCAACAAUAACUUAUGCAGCAUUCACCUAGAGAAGUCACUCACUAAACUGACCUACCUGGAUCUGUCCAACAAUAACCUCACAGUGCUCCGAGAAACAUUUGAACAUUUUCCUCAACUCAACACGCUGUAUCUUAAGAGUAACCAACUCAAGACACUCCCAGAGACAGGUUUUAGUCAACUGCUUCUCCUCAAAGUCCUUGACUUGUCAAACAACGAACUUACCUCCCUACCUCCCCAGUUCCUCAGUCACCAUCACAAACUGACCGACCUGCGAUUAGAUCACAACCAGUUCACAAACCUCACAGCAACUCUAUUCUCUGAGCUGCAUCAUCUCCAGCAUCUGACCAUCUCGGGAAAUGUCAUCAGUAAUUUUCCACCUGAGGUGUUCGCGAACUUAACAAAACUAUUGAAGCUCGACCUGUCCAACAACUCAUUAACAUUUCUCCCACUGAACUUCCUUUCCAAUCUCAGAGAGCUGCAACUGUUAAAACUGUCUGACAAUUUCAUUGACACCCUGGCAGCUGACGCAUUCAAAUAUAACCCGAAACUCCUUUAUCUGUAUUUAGAUAGCAACAACCUGAGGUACGUGCCGGUAUUUGAUGGACUUUCACAGUUAGAAGAGUUGAUCCUUUCCUUUAACAGCCUGCAGGGUUUUCCAAAGGGAUUUGCUGAUAACCUGGUAAAGCUGAACUGCCUUCAGGUCACUGACAACCUCAUCGGGCAAUGGGACAUCAGAGAGUUUGCAAAUGUGUACUCUGUGCUCCUGAGGAACAAUCCAAUCUGCACAGCCAAGGGCUCAGGAGGACAACCCUCCAACGUCGACUGUACAAAGACACAAUGCUAAUCAGCUUGAAAAUGAUUUUGAAAAGAAUCCCCUUUCAGUUUUACAUAUUAAAAUAUCUGCUGAUUUACACAAAAGCCUCCUGGCAGUGUGAGAACUUGGGUAUUGCUAAAUAGAGAAACAUUUUCAAAACCGGAGCUACUUGCUGAGCAGCUGUUUCACAUUGCUGUAUGCUGAAGCCCCACUUGUAGGAUGUAGCUAUCAGGUCACAUGGGAGCAAGGUCCCCACAUGAUGUCAGGGUCACGCGCCAUAGACUGUCGGUGAUUGGCUGAUCGAAUCAAACAGGAGUUUCCUCCACAGCAAGGUCUGACCCAAUCAGAGCCAACUUGUCAACCAAUCAGCAGCUUUUUGUCCUGCAGUGUAAGUUGUUGUGAUGGUUUGAAAUUUGGUAUUCUUGCACUGGUCCUGAUGAGGACAAAGCAAGAAGCUCAGAAACACACUUGUCUUUUCAAUAAUAUCGACUAUUAGAAGGAAGCAACUGAA
This is a messenger RNA of Hemiscyllium ocellatum (epaulette shark), 2022 nucleotides long. RefSeq names its product leucine-rich repeat-containing protein 15-like. NCBI's taxonomy places the organism in Eukaryota, Metazoa, Chordata, Chondrichthyes, Orectolobiformes, Hemiscylliidae. The record is from RefSeq and is a predicted model, not a curated record. The transcript is spliced from 2 exons. Gene Ontology annotation, molecular function: protein binding. The coding region runs from base 321 to 1541 and encodes 406 amino acids. Gene Ontology annotation, cellular component: extracellular matrix.